CCUGCGCCGGCCGCGACGGUUUCCGGGCUGGGCUCAGCGCAGCAUUUUGCGCCAUGGGGUCUUGGCAGCGUUUGCUGCUUUUUGGUGGCGGGUCGCUUCGGGGUGGUGGCGGAGUCUGUGCCCCGCCUCGGGGAAGCCGCGUGUUGGUUUGUCGGCGCCAGUUGUCUGGCGCUGAGAGUGAGACCCUAAAACAAAGAAGAGCACAACUCAUGUCCCGAGGACUUCCAAAGCAGAAACCAAUAGAAGGUGUUAAACAAGUUAUAGUUGUGGCUUCUGGAAAGGGUGGCGUUGGAAAGUCUACUACAGCAGUGAACCUGGCACUUGCACUAGCAGCGAAUGAUUCGGUAGCAGGGAUGAAGGCAGCUUCAUCUUUAAUGCUUUAUAUGGAUGACAGGGAAAUUGGCAACAAGAAAGGAAAAGCAAUACAACUUUCCCUGGGCCACUUCUUCAGAAGGCAUGUAGUUUCCUUAAGUGUUUUUGAACGUGUUUGUAAAAUCUUCCUUAGGACAGGCUUCAGUGUUCUGUGAACCCGAUGAAGGUGUUUUUUGUUUUUCUUUCUUGAUAUUUUUUAGCCAAGUUAGUAUAGAAAUUAAGAAGAAGAAAGCCAGGAAACUAGAGCAGCACAUUGUGAUUCUCAAAGAUAGUGUGAUGUAAUACAGUAUUUUUAUGAUUGGCUACUGUCUUGUCCUCUUUAGUUAAUUUAUGUGUACUUAAGAAAGAUCAG
Molecule: messenger RNA, 724 nt
Organism: Ceratotherium simum simum (southern white rhinoceros)
Lineage: Eukaryota; Metazoa; Chordata; Mammalia; Perissodactyla; Rhinocerotidae
Source: RefSeq, a predicted model, not a curated record